Salvia splendens (bonfire salvia) is the source of this 2208-nucleotide messenger RNA. RefSeq names its product transcription initiation factor TFIID subunit 4b. Gene Ontology annotation, molecular function: RNA polymerase II general transcription initiation factor activity; DNA binding. NCBI's taxonomy places the organism in Eukaryota, Viridiplantae, Streptophyta, Magnoliopsida, Lamiales, Lamiaceae. The transcript is spliced from 13 exons. The coding region runs from base 122 to 2050 and encodes 642 amino acids. Gene Ontology annotation, biological process: transcription initiation at RNA polymerase II promoter. The record is from RefSeq and is a predicted model, not a curated record. Gene Ontology annotation, cellular component: transcription factor TFIID complex.
UAUAACACGUUUUUCCAUUUUGUUUCUUCAUUUUCUCAAAAUUCCUUCUCACUCUACAUAAAUUCUUCUCUUAAGCCCUAAUUUGUGAAUUAGAAAACGAUCAGUCUCCGAUUCCACUAUAAUGGACGACAUCGCGAAAUUCCUUGAUGAAGACGAGGAUGAAACAGCGCAUUCCCCGGCGGACGUGGAGGCUUACGCAGUAGGAUUUGGCAGACUAUUAGAAGGGGAUACUUCGACAUUGCAGCAGCUCUGUGAUCGAAAUGCCGGAAGCAGUGCUACUUCCGAUCAUGCUGGCAAUGCUACUUCCCAAAGCGGUCAAGAUAUUAUGUCUGCGAGGGAUAGCUCCUCUCAUGCCUCCUCCUCAAUAAUUGCUAGUCCACACAUGACAAAUAGUAGUCAACAGCCCGGUACCAUAUCCCAAUCGAAAAAUAUGGUUCCCAUUGCCAGACUGGUUUCCAUCAUACAACCCCAACUUGACCAGGACAGAGCUUUGAUACUUCCGAAUCUUUUCUGGAAUCUAAAGAGAAAGGAGAUUCAUGUAGAUGUAUUUUUACAGCGUAUGAGAAGUCUUGUUGGAGACCAGAUGUUACGAGUGGCCCUACUCAAUCUGAAGGAAAAUGAAAACCAGGGUGCUACUAACUCACAGAUUGCUGCUCUCAAUCAAGUUCAGUCAGCACAACUUCCAACAGAUGUGAGCAUAAGCGACAAUGAUGCAGCAAAAUCACGUGAGGCGGAGUGGGAAGCAGAUUUGCAUAUAGCACAAGUAGGCCAGAUGUCAACCUCCAGUUCAGGUGCUACAAUUCAUGGGAGAAACCAUCCUGCAUAUCCAGCACAGGGGCAUAAUAAGCAGCAGCAUAUGCAAUCCACACUGGGAUCUUUUUCAACACGUGUAAGUACCUGGAGAAGUAGGCAGUUAUCCACAACAACUGGAGCUGUGCCUAAGAAUAUUCUAGCUGGGAAUACGACAAACAUGAAUCCCAACAUAGCGGCGCUACAAAAUCAAGCCCAGCGGCCAUCAUCCACCAGCGAAAAGCAGAAAACUACUGUUUCUCCAUCCAUGACUCAUUCAAGCACUCGGCUGCAUCCUCUGACCACUACUGUUGGUACUCAAAAUAAAUCAAAGGCUCCCCCCGAAAAGCCUCCUCUGGCUGGCCAGAAGAAGCCAAUGACAGCAUAUUGUUCUUUACCUACAUCAAGUAAGAAGCAUAAAGUGUCGGAAUCCCUUGCUGAUCAAUUUCAAAGCAUCGAGCAUCUCAACGAUGUUACUGCAAUAAGCGGAAUCAAUCUCAGUGAGGAGGAGGAACAACUCUAUUCAGGAUCCAAGAAAGACAGCCGGGUUUCAGAGGCAGCUCGACAGAUAGAAGAAAAGCUGAUAUUACAGAAGAUUCCACUUCAGAAAAAAAUGAUUGAGAUAAUGGCGAAAUCUGGUUUGAAGAAUAUGACUUCCUGGCAGUUGCGAAGUCUGGAGCAAUGCUUAUCCUUGGCUGUGGAAGAGAGAAUGCACAGAAUCCUAUCAACUGCUAUCAAAUUUUCAAAACAGCGAGUCGAUAUGGAGAAGACAAGGCACGGGAUCACUGUCACCUCUGAUGUUCGGAAAGAGGUCAUGGCCAUAAAUCGUAAAGCUCGUGAAGAAUGGGAAAAGAAACAGGCUGAAAGUGAAAAGUCACAGAAACUGAAGAAAGUUAACAUGGACGAAGUUAACAAAAUGCGGGCAAAAGCUGCAAAUGUUGCUGCUGGAGUUGCUACUGGAAUAAACGAUAUUACAUCAAGAUGGAAGUUAAUGAUUGAGGCCAAGCAGAAAGAGGGCAGAUAUCACACUUCAUCUGGUCCUCAUACUAACAGAGACGAGGGACAAAAGCCUCUAGCAUCCUCUACUAACAGAAGCGUGGGACGAAAGCCUCUAGCAUCAUCUACAACAAGCACAAGAGAUCAAGCUAUCAAACCACCACAGGUGGCUCGGACCAUUUCAGUUAAGGAUGUGCUUGCCGUGUUAGAAAGAGAGCCUCAAAUGUCAAAAUCGGCACUGCUGUACCGCUUAUAUCUGUCAUAAGGCCAGUUAUGCUAUUCUGUUGAAAGAUGUCCACUUUUGGAAUUUCACUUGCACAGAGAGAUGCUGUUGUGAUUAAUUUCAUUAUAGCGUUGUAUAGAAUUAGCAAUAAACAGAUUGGAUUCUUUGAUUUUACUUAAAAGUUAAAACUAGUUUUGGCA